Molecule: messenger RNA, 3131 nt
Organism: Calliphora vicina (urban bluebottle blowfly)
Lineage: Eukaryota; Metazoa; Arthropoda; Insecta; Diptera; Calliphoridae
Exons: 6
Coding region: 42-3131 (1029 amino acids)
Biological process (GO): neuropeptide signaling pathway
Cellular component (GO): plasma membrane
Molecular function (GO): neuropeptide receptor activity
Source: RefSeq, a predicted model, not a curated record
UGAGGGCUUUGCUACUGACCUAAGCCUCUACCAUCCAUAGCAUGACUUCAACAUUAGACGUACCAGAACCUUCUCCCCUAAGCCUACCCUCCCUCAAUGACGACAAAGAUUUCCACAUGGCCGCCAGUACGAGUGCAGAUGAAAAUAAUCAAAACAUGAAUAUGGCCGACAAGGAUGGGCCCGAUAAAUAUCUGCUGAUUAUUGCCCAAUAUCUCGAUGGUCACAUAAAUGACACAGAUGCCAUCGAUCGAUAUAAUGGUCCUGUGCUGAUAGCUAGCAUUAAAAAUGUCUACUGGAUAUUUCUGAUACAGUAUGCCAUGUUGGCGAUGAUGGGCAUCCUAAUGAAUGUUACCAUAAUUGCGUACAUUAUGUACCAUCGUCUGUACAAGGAUGUGACACAUGCAUUUAUUGUGAAUUUGGCAUUUUGCCAUUUUAUACAGUGUGCUGUGGUGUUGCCGAUUUCGUUGAUGGUGAUGCUGAUACAGAAUUGGAUAUUUGGCCAGUUUUUGUGUUUCUUCCUGCCCAUGCUGCAGGACAUACCACUGCACGUUGCCAUGAUAACACACAUAUUAAUAGCAUGGGAUCGUAUGCGUUGGUUGGGUGAUCCUUUAAAAGGACGUUUUCCCGCCUUUGUGUGUUGCUGUGCAACCUGGUUAACUGGCAUGGUUAUCGCACUACCAUAUCCCAUCUAUACAAUUUAUGUGGAAAUUGGGGACUUUAUACCAAGACUCGGUGGAAUGGGCUUGUGUGUAGUAAAUUUAAUGGAUGACAUGCAUGAAUACGUACGAGGACUAUUUUUACUUAUGUAUUGUGCUCCCACCGUAUUGUUGGCUUAUUUAUACAUACGAACCUCACAAGAAUUGCGACCACCGGAAGAGCCAUUGGCCGUUAUGCUGUAUGAACAUCGCGUUGACAUUAGGAUGAGGCAACGCAACUCAUCGGCUUCCUCAGUAGAUCGUUCGUACAGUGGUGCCACCACUGCUACAAUAGGAGGAGCUGGCGGUGGUGGAGGAGGUAGUGUACUCAAUAGUCAUAGCACUUGUAUGGCUCCCUAUUCUACCGGCACUGCCACAAGGUCAUAUGACUUGUACAGUGCUGAAUGGGAUGUUAAUCGUGAGAAACGUAAUCAACGUAAUUUUGGCAGCAUGGCUGCUGCUCAGGUUGUUUGCCUAUGUCCUUUAAUGAUACUACGCUUCGCCCGUCUCUCCAUUGAGGAAACGUACGAGAAUCAAAGACAUUUCGACUUUACCUACUUGAUGUUUGUAUGGAUUGCCUUUUUGCCCACAGUCAUAUUUCCCUGUAUCUAUGCUUCACAAAUAUUGCCAAGAGAGGAACAGGAACGUCUUCGUGGCUACUUUCGUUUAUCCUCAAAACGUUUGUCUAAUAAAUCCAAUAUGAAACAUACAAAAGGUUGCAAUGAUGGCCGAAGAGGCGGUGCAGGAACUGGCGGCAUUGAUACACCCAGUUCUAGGGAGGAUUCAAUAGAAAAAGAUGAAAAUACAAAUACAACACAAGCGACAUCCAUCAUACUAAAUGGUGAUGGUUAUAUGAGUGGCAGCGGUGGUGGAGGUGCUGGUACAGACAUAGCAGGAGGUGUUGGCAGUGAUACAAUGGCUGCUAGAGUGGAAAAUAAUAAACAUGGCAAAUACCAGCAUCACUCAAUGUGUAAAGAAGGUGGCAGUGGCGGUGUUGCAAGAGUACCACCUCCCAGACAUGGCAAAGAUGGUGGCAAAAUGUCCAAGCGUAAUGAUUCUGUAACUAGUGUGACUAAUGACAAUGUACACGAUGCCAAGAAAUACAAACGUAACAAAAAUUCUACUGGUAGUCUGGGAGGAGGACCAGGUGGUGGAGGUGGAGCUGGAGGUACAAAUUCAAAGCCCACUCAACACCAAAGUGAUGUACGCAUUAAUAUUAUAUCCGAUGGCAAAACUAAAUCCUCAGCCCAAAGACGUAUGCAUUCUGUAGAUACUGCUAUUGGCCGGCCAUCAUGCUUGGGAGGAGGUCAACGCAAAUUAACUUUAGAAUCGUUGGAUAAUCGUUCUUGCUCCAAUUUAACAUCAUCUACGUACUGCAAUGGCAACAGCAGCCUGCUGGACGAUGGCGACAUUAGCAAUUUUGGAGAUGGUGAGGAUUCAUCCAUAGUGAGUGGCAUGAUUGUGCAGGCCUCUAGCAAUGGCAGCAGCACCGGUUUACCUCCCUACUACGAAAAGAAGCCGAAUGGCAUGAGUUUGUAUUCCAGUGGAGGUAUGCGUACCCGCGACAUGUCUUUCGAUGAAUGCAGCUCAUUUUCUCGCAUGGAUUCUUCUAGUACGUUGGCACGUGAAAUGGAAAUAAUGGAUUUGUUAGAGCGUGAAAGAUCCAGCUUGGACAUGCAAGAGUUAUUGCAGAGAGAGAAACACAACGAAUCGAUGAAGAGACGUGAUGGAGAACGCCGUAGAUUGCCGGACAUAGAGAAAAUCUGUCAAAAAUCUCCGAAACCUAAAAUGGAUCCCUAUUCAUAUGAAAUUUCAAACAAUACUUCCAUAACAUCAUUGUCGGCCAAGGUGCCCACCUCUACGGAUCCGUUAAGGACAACAGAUACCUAUAGUUUAAACUCACAUCUCAAUGAGGAUGAUGCUUCCCUAAGUUUACCCUACGACAAGGAACCCAUACACUCUUCUAAAUCCCCCCAAAGAAGUAGUAUUGACGAAGAGGUGCCCUCCGAUUUCUUUGACAGUUACACACCCGGUGAUACCACUGCCAUCUUACCAUCGUCGGCGCCAGCGGUCAGCAGUGCUGUCCAAUACCAGUACUCACGCCGUUUAAGUCGCAAAACCUCCGCACAUCACAAUCCUGGAUCUACAAACUCACAUCAUCAUCACAAUCAUCGCAUGUCGAAACGGGACAGUUUCAAUUCGUUGAAUAGCAACGAUUUAAUAGCUGGUGCUUUCGGUGAAUUGGAUCCAACGCAACCCCUAACGAAAAUGUCUGUGAUUGAGAAUCGGGUGGUAAGACGCAGCGGCAGUGGUAGAACGUCUUCAUUUUCUUCUUCGGCCCGAAGUUCUAUGAAAUCGCGUGAUUAUGGCCAUAGUUCAACGCAUUCGGCUCAUCCGGAACUGGACUUUAGGGAGAAUUUUUUGGCCGAUUUGUAA